GCUAGCUGUGAAUAACUAAACCGGUGAUCGAAAUUAUGGGUUCGAGUAAAUGCUUGGAUGCCUCUGCAAGGAACAAGGAACGGCUGAGGUGGACGCAGGAGCUACACCAUAUGUUCGUCGAGGCAGUUACCAAGCUUGGCGGCCCUGAUAGGGCAACACCAAAGGGAAUUCUGAAGGCUAUGGGGGUUUCUGAACUGACCAUCUACCAUAUCAAAAGCCAUUUGCAGAAGUACAGGAUCUCAAAGUUUGUGCCAGAGACUACCAGUAAAGCAGGCAAUCUUCAGAGGAAGAACAUUUCAGAAAUAUUUCCAAAUUUCAGCACAACAUCUGCUGCUCAGCUCAAUGAAGCGUUAAAUCUUAUGCAUGUACAAGUACAAAGAAGAUUGAACGAUCAGCUUGAGGUGCACAAGAGCUUGAAGCAAAAAUUUAAAGCCCAGGGAAGAUUUAUGGAUACUGUUUCAGCAUAUAGGAGUCGCAAUGAUAACCGUGCGAUCAUUCCGAAACCUAUCAAACCAACGUCUCGAAAAUCGUUGCCUUCUCUCUGUGAGGAAUCAGAGUUAAAUGGUAAAAAGCAGUUCGGGACAUCUGACUCGGACGCUGAGAAACCUCAGAUUCAAUCCUCUAGAGAAGAAUUUCAAGCUUUGAAGAAGCAAAGGGUAGAAAACCAAAACGACGACAACAUGGCGUGGAACUUCCAUAUCCUUGACGAUCAAACAGCCAAUAUAUCAUCAUAUCCUGCAGUGUCAUAUGAUCAGAUCAGCUUUCCUUGGCACUUUGGAGGCUGCACAUCGCCUUUAGUCCCCAGCUUCCUAUAAAUAAAUUUUGGGAAUGAGUAUUGUCUUUUUUGAUGAGUUCCAUAUGCAUGUUUUGCUAAAACAAAAGGAAUAUUUUUUUUGCUUCCAUUUUUUUUUAGUUCACUGUGGAAGCAAUACAAAUAUGUCCCUAUAGCAGUACUGUACGUUAUAGUAAUUAGUUGAUGUUUCACGAUAAUUUCAGUCAUCAGCUUCUUGGC
Messenger RNA from Argentina anserina (silverweed cinquefoil), 1012 nucleotides. RefSeq names its product myb family transcription factor PHL7-like. The record is from RefSeq and is a predicted model, not a curated record. NCBI's taxonomy places the organism in Eukaryota, Viridiplantae, Streptophyta, Magnoliopsida, Rosales, Rosaceae. The coding region runs from base 36 to 815 and encodes 259 amino acids. The transcript is spliced from 6 exons. Gene Ontology annotation, molecular function: DNA-binding transcription factor activity; DNA binding.